ACACCUCCAAGCAGACCUCCCGUUGCACCAUCGCCCACUACACCGCCUUCUGCAUAUCGCAAAAAUGUUCGCUGCCCGCGUCUCCUCCACCGUCCAGAAGAGGGCCUUCUCGGUCACUCGCGCCAGGCUUAGCUCGCCCUACCACUACCCCGAGGGUCCCCGUAGCAACAUCCCCUUCAACCCUCUGACCAGGUUCUUCGCUUUCCGCUACUGGACCUUCAUGGCGACCGGCUUCUUUGCGCCUUUCGGCAUUGCCGUCUGGCAGACCAAGAAGGACCAAUAGACGGUUGGUCUCAUGAGUUCAAACCUGGGCGGAACGUGACGGAAGUCUGGGGCACAGCGACGCAGCGGAGUUUGCGCGACUGCUGCACUUGUACAAAAUGCCAUACUUCCAGGCGGCUGUUGUCAGAUGAAAUUACCGUUGAUAUCGUGAUACAUCCAGAGUGCAAUCCGG
Messenger RNA from Aplosporella prunicola CBS 121167, 454 nucleotides. RefSeq lists its product as uncharacterized. NCBI's taxonomy places the organism in Eukaryota, Fungi, Ascomycota, Dothideomycetes, Botryosphaeriales, Aplosporellaceae. The coding region runs from base 65 to 283 and encodes 72 amino acids. The transcript has 6 exons. Gene Ontology annotation, biological process: mitochondrial electron transport, cytochrome c to oxygen. The record is from RefSeq and is a predicted model, not a curated record.